Vidua chalybeata is the source of this 1917-nucleotide messenger RNA. RefSeq names its product estrogen receptor 1 (gene ESR1). Gene Ontology annotation, cellular component: nucleus. NCBI's taxonomy places the organism in Eukaryota, Metazoa, Chordata, Aves, Passeriformes, Viduidae. Gene Ontology annotation, biological process: regulation of DNA-templated transcription; steroid hormone receptor signaling pathway. The record is from RefSeq and is a predicted model, not a curated record. Gene Ontology annotation, molecular function: DNA-binding transcription factor activity; steroid binding; nuclear estrogen receptor activity.
ACCAUGACCCUUCACACCAAAACCUCUGGAGUUACCCUGCUGCACCAGAUUCAAGGCACUGAACUGGAGACACUGGGCAGACCUCAGCUGAAGAUUCCCCUGGAAAGAUCGCUCAGCGACAUGUACGUGGAGACCAACAAGACAGGAGUUUUUAACUACCCAGAAGGAGCCACCUAUGAUUUUGGUACUACGGCUCCCGUCUACAGCUCUACUACGCUCAGUUAUGCCCCUACAUCGGAAUCUUUUGGGUCCAGCAGUCUGGCAGGAUUUCACUCCCUGAACAGUGUCCCACCAAGCCCGGUGGUGUUCUUGCAAACGGCACCCCAGCUGUCGCCCUUCAUCCAUCAUCACAGCCAACAGGUACCCUAUUACCUUGAAAAUGAUCAGGGCAGCUUUGGGAUGAGGGAACCUGCUCCUCCAGCCUUCUACAGGCCGAGCUCCGAUAACAGGCGCCAUAGCAUCCGAGAGAGGAUGUCCAGUACCAACGAGAAGGGGAGCCUGUCCAUGGAGUCCACCAAGGAAACCAGGUACUGUGCCGUCUGCAACGACUACGCCUCAGGCUACCACUACGGCGUCUGGUCUUGUGAGGGCUGCAAAGCCUUUUUCAAAAGGAGCAUUCAAGGGCACAAUGACUACAUGUGUCCUGCUACUAACCAGUGCACCAUUGACAAGAACCGAAGGAAGAGUUGCCAGGCCUGCCGACUGAGAAAAUGCUACGAAGUGGGAAUGAUGAAAGGUGGAAUCCGGAAAGACCGCAGAGGUGGGCGAGUGAUGAAACAAAAACGCCAAAGAGAAGAUCAGGAUUCCAGGAAUGGGGAGGCUUCUUCAACAGAGCUGCGAGCUCCCACCCUUUGGACAAGUCCACUGGUGGUUAAACAUAACAAGAAGAACAGCCCAGCCCUAUCCCUGACGGCAGAACAGAUGGUCAGUGCCUUGCUGGAAGCUGAGCCACCCCUAGUUUAUUCUGAAUAUGACCCAAACAGACCAUUCAAUGAAGCCUCUAUGAUGACCCUGUUGACCAACCUUGCAGACAGAGAAUUGGUGCACAUGAUCAACUGGGCAAAGAGAGUUCCAGGAUUUGUGGAUUUAACACUCCAUGAUCAGGUCCAUCUACUGGAAUGUGCCUGGUUAGAGAUCCUGAUGAUCGGCUUAGUCUGGCGCUCCAUGGAACACCCAGGAAAGCUUUUGUUUGCACCUAACCUGUUACUGGACAGGAAUCAAGGGAAAUGUGUAGAGGGCAUGGUGGAAAUCUUUGACAUGCUGCUGGCUACUGCUGCUCGGUUUCGCAUGAUGAACCUUCAAGGGGAGGAAUUCGUGUGCCUUAAGUCCAUCAUCCUGCUCAAUUCUGGUGUGUACACUUUUCUUUCCAGCACCUUGAAAUCUCUGGAAGAGAAAGACUAUAUUCACCGUGUCCUGGACAAAAUCACAGAUACUCUGAUACACUUAAUGGCUAAGUCAGGUCUUUCUCUGCAGCAGCAACACAGACGACUGGCUCAGCUCCUCCUCAUCCUCUCUCACAUCAGACACAUGAGCAACAAAGGAAUGGAGCACCUGUACAAUAUGAAGUGUAAGAAUGUAGUUCCACUCUACGAUCUCUUGCUGGAGAUGCUGGACGCUCACCGACUGCACGCCCCAGCAGCCAGGAGUGCUGCACCCAUGGAAGAGGAGAACCGAAGCCAGCUGACAACUGCAUCAGCUUCAUCUCAUUCCUUGCAGUCUUUUUAUGUAAACAGCAAAGAAGAGGAAUAUGCAGAAUACAAUAUAAACAGAAGUCAGCAUAUACAGUGGUAUGAGAAACCCAGCAGUGUUCUACCUAGCUCAUGCUUCAUUUCAUCUAUAGUGCCAUCUUUGAAAACACUCCAGUGACAACAGACACCAGCAUUUUCCAUAUGAGUGUUUGUCAAGCGCUUGCCUAAA